This is a messenger RNA of Daphnia pulex (common water flea), 1347 nucleotides long. RefSeq lists its product as uncharacterized. The coding region runs from base 559 to 1068 and encodes 169 amino acids. NCBI's taxonomy places the organism in Eukaryota, Metazoa, Arthropoda, Branchiopoda, Diplostraca, Daphniidae. The transcript is spliced from 4 exons. The record is from RefSeq and is a predicted model, not a curated record.
CCCUUUUCCCAAUUUUCUUAUAAUCAUGCUCCCCGUGUGCAUUCUGUAACGAUGUCAGGUUUGGAUGGCGUUAAUUUUGGCUACGACGUCCGUCAUUGCUACCCUAUCGUGUUUCAAUCGAUUGUUUCAAUCGAAGGAUCGAUCCGUCAUUAAAGAGAAGAACACCGCAAUACUUCCCACAGUUGGGGUGAUAGAAAACAUUAGCAUGUACGUAGUGGGAACACUUUUGAAUCAAGGUGGAUACAUGCCAAGCAAAUUUACUCCGAUCCGACUGGUGGUAGGAGCCUGGUGUCUUCUGACACUGGUUAUGCUCAAUGUCUACAACGGAGUUCUCAUUUCCUACGUAACGGAAACGGGUCGACCACAACCGCUCAUCACUUCGUGCUAUGACGCAGCGUAUGAUUCUAAUAUCAUCCCGGUUCUCGAUAAAGGACUCGGCGCCGAUAUUGUGAUUUCGGUACGAUUUUGAUGCUUUAAAAAAGGAAUGGUGCAAUUACAUAUUUAUAAAUUUUGAGUUUGAAUAAUUUGCAGUCGGCACAACAAGGAUUGUACAAGGCAAUGAAGGACAAAUUGGCAGCACAUCCCAAUUCGAGAUGUCUCGCAACCCAGCAAUGCGUCGAUCUGGUAAAAUCUUUACCGGCUCAACACGUGUAUCUAAGUUCUGUAGUAGGAUUAAAAGCCGCCAUAAGAAAGGAUUACAUGGAAACGCGGCAGUGCAAACUGACUAUAGCUGGAGAAGACCCAUUUAUGAAGCAGGCCGCCGGUUGGGGACUAGCAAAAAACAGCCCUUAUCUGGAGGAAUUCAAUCGAGGAACCGCACGUCUUUUUGAAUUAGGAUUACUAUCUUUGUGGCAGAACUGGUAUGAGCCAAAUUCUAAGCCUUGCUAUGACGACAGGAAAAAUGGUGGUGAAAACAAGAGCAAGGAAAAGUCCCUGGUUCGAUUAUCUUUGACCAAUUUGACAGGGGCAUUUGCUGUUUUAGCUAUUGGAUGUGCCUUGUCCAUCCUAACUUUCUUAGGAGAAUUGAUAAUUUCCCAUGGAAAAAAUAACUGUACUUUGGGGAAUUGAAUUUCAACCCGAAAAGGAAAGACAUACGUAGUACACGCCCUGAUACAUUAAUUCGUACAAGGCUAAUUAAGCUAUUUAGACUAGUGUAACUAUUACUCCGAUACUCCGCACGCAUAAAAACUUUACUUCAUAAAUCACAAAUUUCCGUGCUUAAUUCUUUAUACAAUUAUAAUAUAACGUCAAUGUUAACACGCAAUGAGAAAAAUGCAAUAGGAAAUCAACAAGCCCUCCGACCGAAAAAUUCGAGAAAUCGACAACCGAGAUUAAUUGAAGUGUCAC